This is a messenger RNA of Gossypium arboreum, 3257 nucleotides long. RefSeq names its product formin-like protein 6. Lineage: Eukaryota; Viridiplantae; Streptophyta; Magnoliopsida; Malvales; Malvaceae. The record is from RefSeq and is a predicted model, not a curated record. Gene Ontology annotation, molecular function: actin filament binding. The transcript has 4 exons. The coding region runs from base 318 to 3014 and encodes 898 amino acids. Gene Ontology annotation, biological process: actin nucleation; actin cytoskeleton organization.
UGAUUAUAAGAAAAAUCCCAUAUCUCCUCCACCUCCGGUAAAUAGGAAAAAUUAGAAAUUAGUAAAAUUGGGCUAUGGCUGAACUCAUCUGCUUGGCAUCCAGAUCUUGCAUCAAAAAGAAGCUUCCCCUGACUAAACAACUCCAAUUCUUCUUUCUCUUAAUAUUAAAUAAAGUGCUAUUUUUUUUCUUUUAAUUAAUUAAUUAUUUAUCUUUUCUUUGCCAAGGGUUGAAAGGAACGGAGAAGCAAAGUCAUGUCUUCCCCCGUAGAUGAAUUUUGAGAAAAAGGAGAAACAACAUUGGACCCGAAAAAUUCAGCAUGAGAGCAGCUUAUCAUAUUCUCCUCUUUUUCAUCUUACUACCAUUGUCUUCACCAACAUCAAAAGCUGCUGUUUCUGUAAUUGAGGAUUUUAUCAUUUAUAGAAGAAUUCUACACCAACCAUUAUUUCCAGCUGGUUCAGCCCCACCUCCAGGGACCGACAAUUCUAUACCUCCACCGUCUCCUCCGCCGCCUGACCCAACUCAGCCAUUCUUCCCUGAAGGUCAGCAAUCCCCAGAUCAGAAUCAACAAUCUACACCACCAGCUGCAGCGGCCAAUGGCUCAAUCCCAAUCCCAACCGCAACACAACCCACCAAACCAGCUAAAAGAGUUGCAAUUGCAAUCUCUGUGGGGAUUGUAACCUUGGGAAUGUUAUCAGGACUUGCUUUCUUCUUGUACCGUCAUAGGGCUAAACACCCUGGAGAUACCCAGAAGCUUGUUGGAGGGAACUCGGAGAGGUUCCAGGAAGAUUCCGGGGUGCCACCUUCCAGUUUUCUUUACAUUGGAACAGUGGAGCCAAUGAGGAGAUCGGUGAGUGAAGUGAACGGAGGAGCCAAUGGUUCACCUUAUCAUAAAUUGAACUCAGGGAAGAGAUGGGAUCGGUAUAGGCCAAGUCCUGAACUGCAGCCAUUGCCUCCUUUGGCUAAGCCUCCUGCAUUUGAGAAUUGUUCACCCACGGCAAUGUCACCUUCAUCAUCUUCUUCUGGUGAAGAGAGUCAGGGGACUGGUUUUUAUACCCCCCAGGGCUCAACUAUUAGCAAUGAAGAAAGCUAUUAUACUCCGGCUUCACGUUCGAUUAGUGGCGGUUUGGUGACUCCGGCCAAGACAGAAAUGAAUGGGAAUACUAAUUCUGGUCGUCCUCGUUCCAAAAGAACAUCUCCAAAAACAAGGCUUUUGGCUUCUUCACCCGAAAUGAAGCGUGUUAUUAUCCCUUCAAUAAAGCAGCAGCGGUCGCAGCUGCCUCCUCCUCCUCCACCACCACCGCCUCUUCAACAAUCACAAAGCCUAGCCCCUGAGUUACAUGAGACCGAAGAAACUACUUGUGCAAAAAGGGCGAAAUUCUCCUCCCCACCUCCUCCUCCAAAUGUGGCGUUACUUCGAUCAAUUAGCAGCCAUUUGUCCCCACAAAGAACAAAAAUUCCACCUUCGCCUCCACCUCCACCUCCACCGCCCCCUCCGUUCCCAGCAACGGGACCUUCAAUUCCGAGGACAGUAAGGUCCUUGGAAACCGAUGUGUCUCUAAAACCUUCCCCAGUGUUAAAAACGCAAGAAUCCUCGACUCCAAUUCCCGAUAUAAGUGAAGGGGGUGGGAGUAGAAAAUCCAUGGAAGAGGUUAAUCAUAAAGCUGGCAGUUGUGUAGAGAAGACAGAUGGGGAUGACAUGGAGAGUGCAAAGCCCAAGUUAAAGCCGUUGCACUGGGACAAAGUACGAGCGACCUCGGAGAGAGCUACAGUGUGGGACCAGUUAAAAUCAAGCUCUUUUCAAUUGAAUGAGGACAUGAUGGAGACCCUUUUUGGCUGCAAUUCCACAAACUCAGUGCCCAGAGAACCUAUUAGAAGAUCAGUUUUGCCUCCUGUUGAACGGGAAAACAGAGUGUUGAAUCCAAAGAAGUCACAAAAUAUUGCCAUACUGUUGAGAGCACUGAGUGUAACUCGAGAUGAGGUGUCAGAAGCUCUUUUAGAUGGUAACCCAGAAAGCUUAGGUGCUGAGCUUUUGGAGACUUUAGUAAAGAUGGCUCCAUCAAAGGAGGAAGAGAUAAAACUUCUAGAGUACAGCGGGGACAUCUCGAAACUAGGCUCUGCAGAAAGAUUUCUUAAGACAGUACUUGAUAUCCCUUUUGCCUUCAAAAGAAUUGAAGCCAUGCUCUACAGAGCUAACUUUGAUACAGAAGUGAAGUACUUGAGGAAGUCUUUCCAAACCCUAGAGGAAGCAAGCGAGGAGUUGAAGAAUAGCAGGUUAUUCCUCAAACUCCUAGAGGCUGUUCUGAGGACAGGAAACCGGAUGAAUGAUGGUACCAAUCGUGGUGAUGCUAAAGCUUUUAAACUUGAUACCCUUUUGAAACUUGUUGAUAUAAAGGGAACAGACGGGAAAACCACACUUCUACACUUUGUGGUUCAGGAGAUCAUUAGAUCUGAAGGUGCUGGUACUGACUCUGCAAAUGUGAAUCUUAAGGAGGAUGAUUUUAGGAAGCAAGGAUUGCAGGUUGUAGGUGGGCUGAGCAGAGACCUCAGCAAUGUCAAGAAGGCAGCAGGAAUGGACUCAGAUGUCCUCAGUAGUUACGUGUCGAAGCUUGAAAUGGGACUUGAGAAAGUCAGAUUGGUUUUGCAGUAUGAGAAGCCGGAUAUGCAAGGGAAUUUCUUCAACUCGAUGAGGAUGUUUCUAAAAGAUGCUGAAGAGGAGAUUGCUAAGAUCAAGGCAUAUGAAAGAAAAGCUUUGUUGCAAGUAAAAGAAGUUACUGAAUAUUUUCAUGGGAAUGCAACAAAGGAAGAAGCUCAUCCUUUCAGAAUCUUCAUGAUUGUGAAAGAUUUCCUUUCAAUAUUGGAUCAUGUCUGUAAGGAAGUAGGCCAAAUGCAGGAUAGAACAAUGGUGGGUUCCGCCAGAUCCUUUCGGAUAUCUGCAACUGCUUCACUACCAGUCCUUAGCAGGUAUAAUGUGGGACAAGACGCAAGUUCAGAUGACGAAAGCUUGUCUCCGUGAAGCUGCACGAAUACGGGUCCUAAGACUUACUCCCACAGUUGGACCCUUUUCCAGCUAAACCAACAGUAAGGAUGUCUCAUUUACCAUCUCAAGCAUCAUGUCAAGACUCAAAUUUCUUUUUCUAGAUCAGAUACCUGUACAUUUUUGUAGUAAAAAAAGAAUGUUUUGUUUUUUAAUAUAUUACUAUGUAAUGGUCUGCAUUUAUUUGAUAAAUUACUAAUAAUAUAUUUUUCAGUUCUGCAA